This is a messenger RNA of Postia placenta MAD-698-R-SB12, 2550 nucleotides long. RefSeq lists its product as hypothetical. NCBI's taxonomy places the organism in Eukaryota, Fungi, Basidiomycota, Agaricomycetes, Polyporales, Adustoporiaceae. The coding region runs from base 1 to 2550 and encodes 849 amino acids. The transcript has 9 exons. The record is from RefSeq and is a predicted model, not a curated record.
AUGUGUGUAGGCGAGAAUUGCGCUCCUCAAGCCGUUCAUUACAUGAACGCGCAACUGACUGCUCUUUACGAGAAUGCCCUCUCGUGCGUCAAGGAGCAUGACGUCGCACACAAGCACCCGGAACAGACCAAAUACUCUCAUGCUCUGGCCGAGUACUCCUACAUCGACCCGGAUAGCAGGGGACUACACACGAUGUUCAAGGCAACCUUUGACAAACCCUCUGUGGAGUUUAUCUGCAACCAUGACGCCGUCUUGCGUCUGAAGAUUCACAAGGGCUUCUAUCGUUUGGACUACACCAAGGCAUCCAACAUGACAUAUGCGGAGAAGGAUCGCAUACAGUCGCUUCACGAGGUGGAUCUCGCAUUCCGUGUCCCAUAUGACAUUCACGGCCUGCGCGGCAAGGACCAUAAGAUUGGAAACGGCCAGAACGUCAUCAAAAUGGUCAUCCUUGAUCUGCUGAAGGCGGAGUUGGUCUCCGUCAAGCCCGCUGUUAUCAUUGGCCGGGACGCCUUCGUCCACUACUUGGAACACUACCUCAGCUUCCUCCAUCAUGCUGGCAAUCACGUCCUCUUCUCGCUACCCGACUUCGACGACGACCGCUACCGCCUGACGAUCGACUACUCGCUCAUGGGCGGGGCCGUGCCCGAAGUUGCGGAGGUGCACGGUAUCAGCGUCGAGAAGAUAAAUACGUACCUCUCGUCCGUGUGGCUAAAGGCCGCGAUGUUACUCGGCGGACCCGACGGCAUCACAGCGGAUUGGAAGCAGACGGUCUUCGCCGAGUACCGUAGCACAUGGUCGCAGCACGUCGACUUGGAAGUGCACUAUGCCGUUCGCCUCGGUGCCCCGCGCAUCAAGCCUAUUUGCUCGCGCGAGGUCGUCCUGUACUUCGCCGUCGACGAAGUUUCAUUUUAUACAAGCACUGACUUCGAAGUGUAUUCUGGCUGGGAAAUCGCCAUUCUAGUUGAUGUUAUCUACGAAGUGGACUCUUCCGGCCAUGCUACUCGUUGCAUUCUCGACUUGUCAACUGCUCGCCCGUACAACAGCUUCUGCAAAUUUGCCGGACUGGAGGAGCACGACGAGAUCGCGCUCUCGUACUGCACGACCCUGCUCGAGUUCUUCACCUCCGGGUACCUUGACAUCAUGGAGAGCGUCGAUUUCCACGUGAUCUAUCACAACGACACCCGCUGGGUCACAGUCAAGGACGAUACAGAAUUCCUGCCGUCUUGGACGGCGGAUCACGAGACAACGGGUGCAGGGACGGUCAGCGCUGGAGGUAGUGCAUUUGUGAGGUGGACCGAGACCGUUACGACAUACAGCAUGCACGGCUUCGACCAGAUCACUGCGAUCUCACAGUCCUCGAUCAAUGCUCUUUUUGCCUCCCUCCACGAGCAAGGGCUUACAACAAAGGCCGGAGAGUACGCUGCGGUGCUGUCGCAAUGGGCCCACGAAGAAUACUUCUCGGCUUCAUUCAAGCCUAUCACGGUGCGGCUCCUCAGCAACGGCCGUGCUAUUGUCUGGAUCCAUCUCGAGAAGGGCCAUUUGAAGACCCUACGGAACUGGCAACUGUGGCAUGAAAACGAGAAGUAUGACUUCGACGGCUGGCAUCUCGCCUUCGAGGUCGAUAUUAAGAAGCAGUUCCACCAUGAUAUCAGUGUCUCCGACGAAUUCAGGCACAAAUAUAAAGAAAGCGCUGUUUUCAAGCAGCACGGGCAACACCACAGCACUCGCCUCCUCGAGCACAUUUAUCUCGACCUUGAGACCGCCGAAUUCUUGCACGAGUUCUCGAGCUUUGAGGGUCUGUUCCAGAAGCGGGAUCACCGUCCCAUCGACAAGGUGCAAGCCGCGGUACACUACAUCAAAAGCCACUAUCUACCGCACCUGGCCCACUGGGGCCUGCACAUCCUGUACACCGUUCCCAUCUGGCACUCUGGCACUCUGGAGACGCUCCCUUCCUGCUCACUGACGAGCAUCGCCUACCAUAUAUACUCCAAGACCCAGAUCACCCGCCAUACUUGGGCGCAUGUCGCUGCGGAACCAGCUAUCGUCAUUCUUGGCAUGAUCGGCUUCCGCUCGCUGCCAAGCACAUACCUUGAUGCAAAAUCUGCGGCCCGCUGGGAGGCCUACAUCGUCCUGCAGUCCGACCUAGACGGGCUCAAGGUAGCCGUCGUCGGCAGUCCCGCCGUCAAGUUCGAGAAGACCAAGUUCGAGGGCGACACCAUCGCCGCGCGCUUCACAGACCUCCACACGAAUCUCCAGGCGCACCUCCCGCCCACCAUCGACCUCGCGGACGUGCUGCGCGAGCUCCGCGUGUUCGAGGGCGUCUGGCACUACGGCUUCCCCGGCACGCACGCGUACGCGCUCGCGAACCCCGUGUUCACCCGCGCGGGCGACAUCCUCUUCGAGCUGCGCCUGCACGGAAACGGGCCGCAGAGCCCCAGCCGCACGGCGCCUGGCUUCCGCCUGGGCGUCGGGGCGAGCCCUAUGCGGCCUGGCAGCAUCAGCCGCUCGAGCUCCAGUGAGUACCCUCCUCGUUAUAAGCGCAGCGUGUAG